UGACUCAGUUCUCAGGUGCAGUUAAUUACGGUCAUUAUAGAGAAGAAUUGUGAAGCACACGUAAAGGAAGGAAGGAUUUAUAGCUUUUAUCAUUGUGGAAGUAAUCUUUUGUUAUUCAAGCAACGUUUUAAAUACUUGUAGUGUUUGUUAAGCUGAAAUUCACGUUUCAGAGGAGAUGAUGGAGUUGUCGUUAUAUGACAUAAACACAGGUCAGAUGUGUUCAUAUGAUCAGAUGUCUCUGGGUGAGAUGCUUCAGAUUCAGGAUCAUCCUGUGAGUGAAGAGCAGGCGUGGGCUCUGUGCUAUCAGCUCUGCUCUUUACUCUCACAUCAAUCCAGUCAGGAGACAUGGAAAACUGUCGUGUCUUCAGCCGCAGAUGGCGUUUUGUUCUCCAGGGACGGCAGCGUCUCUCUGCAGCCGAUUAACAGUGAUGCUGGUAAUUCAUUUGUGAUAGAGACAGAGGAACAGGCCGUUGAGUUUGUGGGCCGUCUUGUGUACUUGAGUCUGGACUGGGGUCUGGAGACACAGGUGGAGCGUGAGUUGAGUGAGACCUUAGAGAUCCUGGUUUGUCAGAUGACCAAAGUGAACCUCAGCCUCAGCGCCGAACACUCCUGCCAACCCAUCUGCACCAUCUCUGAUGUCAUCCAGGUUUGUAAGGAACGCCUGUACGAUCCGAGCCAGGCUGUUAAGCAUUACAAGAACGUGUGUUCCAGUCUGUUCUCUCACACCGUUGAGUUGUGUCAGUAUCUGCAGAUUGUUCAACAGUCCCGGGAGAGUCUGCAGAAACUGUUUGAAUCAGAGACCCAACUAGUUGCCCGAGUGACCACAAACUGGGUGUCCACGUGGAAGGAUCUAGUGGAUGAGUUGAGCGAAGGUGUAGAGUUGCGGCCGUUAGCGAAGAGAGUGACUUUAACUAAAUGCCCACUGCCUGCUGAGACCCCUCCAUUCAACCAGCUUCUGCGGGACAUCCAGUGCAGACGAUACACACUACGGAAAGUUCAGGAUGUUGAAGACGGCCAGAGAAAGCCAGACCCUCACCAGACUCUUCUAGAAUUCAUCCGCUCACGGCCGAAAUUACGACCGGCCUCCGAGCGUAAGAUGGGACUGAAGCCCAAAGAGCAGAGCAGUCUACAUGAGCUGCUUAUGGAGGAGAUUCGCUCUAUGAACCACUGGAAACGCCUGGCACACAACAGAGACCAAUCAGAUGGCUCACCCAUUAAUGAAGAGACUAAAGAUGCCUCUUUUGUGAAGUCAACUCAAGACAGGAUACCUUCGGAUGAAAUUCUUGGUUCAGGAAAUCCUGUGCAAGACACCAGCUUUACAGUCCCCCUAGACAUCAGAGUCUGCUCAGGAAAGCGCCGGACCAGAUCUUUUGCUUGCAACAGGGAUCUCUUCAAAGUGGUUAAGAGCAGUAACAAGGGGUCUGUUCUCACAACGAUCGUUGACGUCAUGAAAAUGCACAGUUCUGAAGAAAAAGAAGAUCAGAAGAAUAUGUCGUGUAAGAGAUACCAGGACUGGCGGGUAUGUUCAUGCUGUGCAAUGAGAAGCCUUUAUUUCACGUGGCAUAACAUCUGCUCUCUGUGUCGGAGGGCUGUGUGUCCUGGUUGUUGUAUAGAGAUGCGUCUGCCCUCCAAGCGCUGCGUGAACCUUCCACUGAGCUUCUUCAAGCAAAUUGUGAUGAAGGAUGGUGAGCAAAGCCAGAGAAAUUUCUGGAAUGAACGCUGGUCCUGGAAUUCAGCCUGGAUUCCUCUAGUUCUAGUGUCGUGCGGGAAUGACAAGACAUCUGUUCACACUCGGGCUAUGCGUGACUGGUACAGUCAGGACAUCUGUGUGAGCUGCCAGAAGGAUUUAUUAGAGGCGUGUGACUCUGUUCUGUCCAGCUGUCCCAUCAAAGACUCUCAGGAGAUAUGACCACCCUCCCUUUUCAUCACUCUCUCCAUUUUUAUGUGUUCCUUUAUUUGUAUAUCAGCGGUGUUUGUGUUUUUGUUGUUGGGCUGUUCACAGUGUUGCACCAUAUUCGUUUGGCAAGUUUCUGUUUUUCACCAUUUUGCAAGUUUUAAGGUUUUACAUUGUGAACAAAAAUUAAAUAAAUGUACUGAACAUUUUUACAAAAA
Messenger RNA from Ctenopharyngodon idella (grass carp), 2112 nucleotides. RefSeq lists its product as uncharacterized. Gene Ontology annotation, molecular function: actin binding. Gene Ontology annotation, cellular component: cell cortex; cytoplasmic vesicle membrane. The record is from RefSeq and is a predicted model, not a curated record. NCBI's taxonomy places the organism in Eukaryota, Metazoa, Chordata, Actinopteri, Cypriniformes, Xenocyprididae. The transcript is spliced from 16 exons. Gene Ontology annotation, biological process: establishment of meiotic spindle localization; intracellular transport; Golgi vesicle transport. The coding region runs from base 176 to 1909 and encodes 577 amino acids.